Helicoverpa zea (corn earworm) is the source of this 784-nucleotide messenger RNA. It is a transcript of the gene ccdc25, whose product is annotated as coiled-coil domain-containing protein 25. The record is from RefSeq and is a predicted model, not a curated record. Lineage: Eukaryota; Metazoa; Arthropoda; Insecta; Lepidoptera; Noctuidae. The coding region runs from base 123 to 746 and encodes 207 amino acids. The transcript has 4 exons.
UGGAAAUACGACAGAUGAGUUCUGACAGAUUUUUCAGGUUCGGCAGUGGUAUUGGAAUCAUAUUUUGUUAAUUUUACAGGAUUGAACCAUUAUACACAUACAAUCAAAGGAAAUUUGCAAACAUGGUGUUUUAUUUCACUAGUAACGUAGUAUCUCCAGCUGUUACUCUUUUUAUGGGUGCUGAUAAACAUGAAAAUGAAGACCUCAUAAAGUGGGGUUGGCCUGAAGACGUGUGGUUUCAUGUAGAUAAAGUGUCAUCAGCCCACGUAUACCUUCGACUGGCUCCCGGACAAACUAUAGAUGACAUACCUAACUCAGUUUUGGAUGAUGCGUGUCAGUUGGUCAAAGCAAAUUCUAUUAUGGGUAAUAAAAUGAAUGAUAUUGAUAUUGUGUACACAAUGUGGUCAAAUUUGAAGAAAACAGCUGGCAUGGAGGCUGGCCAAGUAGCAUUUCACAAAGAUAAAGAUGUCAGAAAAGUGAGAGUGGCCAAAAGAUCUAAUGAGAUAGUUAAUCGACUGAACAAAACAAAGAAAGAAUCAUUCCCAGAUUUAAGAAUAGAAAGAGAAACUAGAGACAGAUUAGAAAGAGAAGAUAAGAAGAAACUUUUAAGAGAAAAGAAAGAUAAGGAAAAGGAAGAAGAAAAAAGAAAGAAGGAGGAGGCAGAGUUAAGAAGUUACUCCACUCUAAUGAAACCAGAAAACAUGUCUACUAACUAUGAUGGGAAUGACUCUGAUGACUUUAUGUAAUACUGCAAUAAUAUAAACAUUUACAACACUUUUUAAAA